AACACAGUGCAGAGCAGAGCUGGCAGUCACAGUUGCUCCCUGGAUUGUAGCAGAGAGAGAGCAGCCCUCCUGCAGCCUGUUAGCCCACCACCAUGGAUGUCAAACUGCUGGCACUGAUGGCUCUGCUGGCCGUAGCCACACAUGUACCAGCCUCCAACGCAAAGCCCAUCAGUCUGGUAGAGCGGUGCUGGUGUCGGUCCACCCUCAACACGGUUCCUCAGCGGUCCAUCAGAGAGCUCAAGUUCCUCCACACACCAAACUGCCCCUUCCAAGUCAUUGCCAAGCUGAAGAACAACAGAGAAGUCUGCAUCAACCCGGAAACCAAGUGGCUGCAGCAGUACUUAAAGAACGCCAUUAACAAGGUGAAGAAAUCUAGAAGACGUUCUAACAAGAAAAACUAAACACAAGAGAAGACGUGUAUGUCGUCAGGCCUGGCGUCCCCCGGGUCAAACCUGUAUACCUCCCUGUCACUGCUAUGGAUGUAUGUAAACACGCUGUAUGUACCCGUCCACCUCUCUGGACCGCUUGCAGAACCUGCACUUCACCGCCGUCCCCAGCGCCGCCACCGACCCCCCUGGACAGCCACGCAGUCACCUCCAACUCUCCAUGUGAGCACCAAAUGCAAUCACACAUUGACGUGACAGGACACGUGCUAAUGUCAGAUACACGUGUGUGAGUGCUGGGCAUGAGAGAGAGAGUGUGUGUGUUUGAAUGUGCAACAUAUGAACUAACUCUGAUUGUGCGUCUGUUUAUAGUAUUUUCUUAUGUCACACAGCCAGGGAGGAACAAUUUGAGCUUUCCGUCUCACACAAGGCUUUAUGGGUAAUGCCACCUUCAUGUCAUGUCAGAAAAAAUGGUAACACUUUAUCAUAACCAUCAUUUAUAAAUAGUAAAUUGAUAGUUAAUUAAACUUAGUUAAUAGUUAUUUUACUGUUAACAAACAAUGAAAUGAUAAUUAAUAAUGUUUACUAAUUAUUAAUGCUAUAAAUUUUGU
This is a messenger RNA of Sebastes umbrosus (honeycomb rockfish), 994 nucleotides long. It is a transcript of the gene cxcl12b, whose product is annotated as chemokine (C-X-C motif) ligand 12b (stromal cell-derived factor 1). Bases 93 to 401 code for a protein of 102 amino acids. The record is from RefSeq and is a predicted model, not a curated record. Gene Ontology annotation, cellular component: extracellular region. Gene Ontology annotation, biological process: chemokine-mediated signaling pathway; induction of positive chemotaxis; chemotaxis. The transcript is spliced from 4 exons. Lineage: Eukaryota; Metazoa; Chordata; Actinopteri; Perciformes; Sebastidae. Gene Ontology annotation, molecular function: chemokine activity; chemoattractant activity.